UAAGAUAUAGAAUAUAAUAUUGAAACAAAAUUGUGUUAAUAUUUGUUCUACAUAGAAACAUAUUUUCGAUCGAGUUUAUGAACAAUUUUAAAAUGUAGAAAGGGACAAAAAGGUUUAAAAAUUGGUUACACUGUUGUGUAGACAUUUUGACAGCAGAUGGGCCAUAGAAUGGAGAUUGUUUUUCUAGCUGUCCUUACAAUUUGGUUUGAAAUGUUUGCCGGCACAGCCAGCCACACAGUCCUGGAGGAGUACAACUGCGGUCAGGCUGACGUCCAGUACAAUGUCACCCUAAAAGGAGGCACGAUGGCAGGCUCGUUCAGGAACUACGGACCCGCGAAGAACAUCCAGGAAUGCAUACACAAUUGUUGCAUGGCCAAGAAGUGCGAUGUCGCCAUGAUGGCUAGCAACCGUUGCUACGGAGUUCGCUGCUAUAAUUCGACCAUGUGUAGCACUGUACCGGCCGAAGGGAAAGCCGCUGAAGAGGACAUGCAAAUUGCGCAUGUCACGCCGAAAGGAAAUGUGAAUAUUGACAAACUGGACCCGAAGGAUAAAGAGAAAUUCGAUCUAGAGGCAAAAUGCCCGCACAACGAGGUCAUGUACAACGUUAAAUUACGAGGAGGCCUUUUGGCGGGAAAAUUUACGGAUAUUGGGAAAGUGCGAAGCAUCAAAACAUGCAUCAGAUAUUGUUGCCAAUCACAGAAGAAAUGCGAUUUGGCGUUUUUGCUGAAAGAUAGAUGCUAUCUGGUGAAGUGCUAUAACGAGGAGAGAUGUCAGGCUCUUCCCUCGCCAUCAGUGGAUUUUAACUUCGAACAGAAAAUGGCAUUCGUGGCUCCGUGGCUUUAUAAGGCAAACAAAAAGUUAGUGACCGUCCCGUCUGGGCAAUCACCACAUCACAUCCAAUGUACACAAAGUAAGGUCUACAACAAUGUCAAAAUUAACGGCGGCUCCACAGCAGGGGACUUUACGGACGUCGGAAAAGUAGGACGAAUGCAUAUCUGCACGAGGUUGUGCUGUGAGGAGCCUGCGUGCGAUCUUGCCUACAUGGUACGACAGUCUUGUUUUUUGGUCAAGUGCGCGGAUGAGAAGAAGUGCCGGGUUAUUGGAGCCGGAAUAGAGGACAAAAAACAAAACUCAACCACAGAUACGUCUGUUCAAUAUAUCAUUAAAAGAAAAUACAACGUUCAGUUCGGAAAAGACGGCGUUCCCAUGACAACGAAGGAGAAGAAAGAGCAAAUGCGAUGCCGGGUGAAAGGUCGGGUUCAAAAGAACGCUGUCCUGCGCGCGGGCAUGAUCUCGGGGGACUUGACAAGACAUCCGAAUAUAAAAAGAAUAAAACCUUGCGUAAGGAAAUGUUGUCAGGAUAUCAAAUGCGAGGUUGCUGUAAUGUUAGAGGAUAUUUGCUACACAGUUAGGUGCGUCAACAAAGAGUAUUGUAAGUCAAGGCCCGCACCACCUUCAGCUUAUUCCAAGAAACCAAUGGUAGCUUUCGUGGAAAGAGAAAACACGUACAAAGAUCCAUACGAGGUACAACAUAAGAUUGACAACAAGAACUUCAAAGAUGAAGAUAUCGAUGAUGACGAGGAGGAUGAUGAAGACGAUGAAGAUCUUAGUCAAGCCACUAAAACUUAGAACAAAUCGAUCAAGGAAGUUUGCAGCUUAGAUUUAUGACAACGCGAUCAGGAAGGGGCAAUACAAGUCUAGAUAUAGUUAUCAUUUGAUUGAAGUUAUUAAAUAAAAAUAAUUUUUAUAUGAAAA
Molecule: messenger RNA, 1755 nt
Organism: Dendronephthya gigantea
Lineage: Eukaryota; Metazoa; Cnidaria; Anthozoa; Malacalcyonacea; Nephtheidae
Exons: 6
Coding region: 157-1629 (490 amino acids)
Cellular component (GO): plasma membrane; cytoplasmic vesicle
Source: RefSeq, a predicted model, not a curated record